Messenger RNA from Salvia hispanica, 3550 nucleotides. RefSeq lists its product as uncharacterized. Lineage: Eukaryota; Viridiplantae; Streptophyta; Magnoliopsida; Lamiales; Lamiaceae. The record is from RefSeq and is a predicted model, not a curated record.
UUCAAUCGUCUUUACACCUUCUCUCCUCCAACAAUUGAAAACAACCCUAGCCGCCGCCUGGUAGAAGUAGUUUCUCUAGUCAAUCUCACCGACGAACGACCUAGAGCACGGCGAAUCGGGCAACAUCACGACGCCGUCUGAUUUCGGCGUUGGAAAAACCCUGGAAAUUUUGUUUUUCUCCACUGAUUGAUUUCGAAACAGGGAGCACCGGAAGAACGUCAUACAAAAUGGUGAACAAACGCACUACCUCGAGGAGGCCUAGUAGCCAAGCGACAGGUACCAACAAUUUAAGAAAUCUUCGGGAUGAGGACGUUGUGAACGGCAUUCCAGACUCGUCAGUGCUGACAAUAGCACAGGUUACCGGGGCAGAGGCUGUGGUUGUUACUGUGUCCCAAAAAGCUAGAAACAAGAAGGAUGACAAUCUUUAUUUUAGGAGAUGUCCAACUGAGUUUGUUAAGUAUAUACAGAUGCUUAAUCCGCGACAAAUUGAAGUCGUGAACGAGUUAGGAUUUGGAGCAAUCCUGAACUACAACAUACCGCAAAUUCCUGGUAAGUUGGCUCACUGGGUGCUCUCCGUGUUCGACAGACCUCACUGCACUAUUGCGUUCUCUGGUGAUAAGGAUAAGGGGCUGCGCCUAACCGAUGACGACGUCCAUUUGACUUUUGGAUUCCCAAAAGGUGAAACAUUCAUUGAACGCACAAACAAACUCCAGUCAAACUUUGUGUACAAUGAUGACGUCGCUAGACGCUUGGGCAAAACACGGUAUUUGUUAACGGCCGGGGAGAUAGGGAGUUUGAUGUUGCAAGAUGUCGCUGGAGGACCUGAGUUCAAGAAACUCUUUAUGUUUUUGCUCGAGAAUGCACUAAUUGAGACUCCAAGUGAUGGUAUGCUUAAGCCAAAGAUAUUGCAUUACAUUGACGAUGUUGAUGAGAUAAGAAAUUUCAACUGGUGCGCCUAUCUGAUAUCGGUUCUAGACUUUACGUACAAAUCUUGGAAAGCGGGAACAAGUGUGUCAUUCACUGGACCGAUCAGUUUUUUGGUGUGCGUAUAUGUUGAUAGAGUUGUGCACUGCCGGCGUAGAGUGCUACGUGCAUGGCCAACUGUAAAGGGAUGGACAACGGAUUCUGUGAGAGAAAGGCAGGAUGCAGAGAGUACUGAGGUAAAAAGUUUGGAACGGGUUUCUUGGAAGACAAAAUUGACAAGGAGAAGUACCUACGUGAAGAAGAAAGGAGAAGACUCCAACGGUUGAAUACUGGUGGUAGGGAAGAGGAAAGAAGAGACCAAACCACCAUUUUCAAGGAUGAGUUUGUUGCUCGUAGUGCACACAUGGCAAAGUCUAUUUCAGAUUGGGUUGAUUAUUUCAAGAUAAUACCGACCCAGUUGAUGGAUGAAGGUUGCUUCAGAAUCGGCAGCCAAAUUGCGAAGAAGCUGCUGGGAGUGGAGGAUGAUAACGUCCAACCCGAUGAAGAAAUAGUGGCAACUCUUACACAAGUAAAGGAAGACGAUGAUGAGUUGAGUCCUCAGUGGAUUGCGGAGAUGGAGGUCAUGAUGCAAGCUUAUGAUAAGAAAAAGACCAUAACGGAAGACUUUGACAGACCCUCAUUCGUACUCUUUCCAGAAACACAGUCGGAAGAUAGGCCAGAGUCUAGUGCUCGCGCUGAGACUGUUGGAACUAGCGGGGUGAAUGAUGUUGGCCAAAACGCUACGCAAGAGACAUUGGUCAUGACAGAUGUAGACUCUUCAGAUGAUGAGGGUACUUACGAUGAGCAUCAUUAUACGGACAUGGGUAAUGAUGGAGCCGCACAACAUGGACCACCUGCUCACAAUCCUAGUGGCAAUGUUUCCGCUACAUUGGUGAUAGAGCCACAACUGGCUGUUGGAAAUGCUGUCACGGAUAAUUCGGAUGGGGGGUGGAAGGGGAAAGAGGAUGAUGCGUCUGACAAACCACCGUUGAAGAAGCAAAAAAUUGUUGCUGCAAAGGGAAAAGGUGUUGUAUGCGAUGGCAAUGGGGCUGCAUCAACCAAAAAAACAAUACCACAGCGUGCAGUGCAGAAGGCGCCACAAGAAAAACUUGUUAUUGGUGGUGGGGCUAAGAAGAAUAUUGUACCUGUGGCUGACAAUGAGCAUCCCAAGAAGCGGAAUGUUGCUGAUACGAGACAAGGAAAAGGAGUUCUUGCGACAGGGAAAGAGAAUGUGGAUGCGACAGGGAAAGAGAAUGUGGAUGCAGAUGUUAUGGAAAGACCUAUUCAGCGAAAACGGUCUGAAAAAAAUAUUGGACCUCGGGAUGAUCACGAGGGAGGCAUGACGCCAAUUGCUAAGGGUAAGGCCAAAGUCAUAGAAACAAGAGGCAAGGGAAAAGCAUAUGACUUACAUAGUGAUUUUGUGGAGGAUCAGGAAUGCAAGAAGGCGGCUUUGACACGUGUGAAGAGGAAAGGCUUUGCACUCCGGUCUCCAUUCAAUGAGAGAGAGGUGAAAAUCACUAAGGAAGCCAAUGCAAAAGACAAGGAGCUGUUUUAUUGGAUACUUGACACGAUUAGGAAGGAACCGGAUUCUAUUGUUUACAAAGACAACGCGGUGUCAACGAGAAAGGAGUCAUUCUUGUCUCUUGGUCCCUAUAAGAAAGUGAAUAGUGCAGUGUUAAUGGCAUGGAGCUCUUACCUUAAUAAUAUGGAGAAGAUGAAGUCAGUUGAAACAGUGUUAAGAAUGUUCUUCUCUACACAGACUAGCAAGCCAUUUUAUCAGUUGAAAGAAGAUGGAAAUGGAGAACCAAACUCGUUUGAGUUUUUCUGGACAAACAUUCUUAACGACACUCUGCCAAUACCGGAGUUCCGAUGGGAAAACUACACACUGUUUUUCUUCCCGGUUACCAAUACCUCGUCUUAUUUCCUAAUUUGUUUUGAUCUUGUUGCUGGAAAAAUGCACAUCAUUGACCACACGCCCACCGACACGCAUAACUCUUUCAAUGAAAAGUAUGGGAAUACGCCUCAUAUUGUGAAAAAAAUUUUUGAGGCUGCGCUGGAAAAGUAUCACGUUCCCAAAAUAGCUGUAAAAGUCCGCAAAUGUACAACCAAUCUUGUAACAGUGCCGUGGAGGACGAUCCUGAACCCCCAGGAAGAUGGUGUGUAUUUGAUGCGUCAUAUGGAAACAUUUCUUGGAGCUUCACAAAAGAAUUGGGAGUGCGGUCUCACUGCAAAGGGGGUCAGGAGCUUGUCCGUAUUGAGGAUUAAGUACAUGCGGACAUUGCUGACUUGUGAUCACAACAGUAGAAAGGAAAUUAACCAGGCCCGCGCAACGAUUCAUUGGAAUGAAAAGCCGCGAAAGUUCAGCUUCGGGAAGUGGUUUGAAGAGUAUGGUUUGGAGUAGGGUGUUUUUAUGAAAAAAUUAGCAGUAAUGGUUUUUUGGUAGUUAAACUUAUGGGAUUGUUUUUAUGGAUGGAUGUUUGAUCUUUGUCUUUAACUUAUGGUAUUGUUUUUUAUGGAAGGGUGUUUGGACUUUGUAGUUAAAAUAUCCGAUUGUUUUUUAUGAACAGAUUUUUGUUCAUGUAGUGAA